GUCACUCCUAGUGACAACGCAAAAAUCCCCACUUUUAUCAUCGUUUCUUGCAAAAUCCAAAAUUAUAAAUCGUUAUUAAUUUAAAUUUUGCAAGUCAUUUAUCAUUCGUUUGUGUUGUUCACCAUGGCCGGAUUGUUUAGCACAAUUAUUAGAAAAAGCCCGCAAUUUUUGCAACUAGCGGCCCCUUCCAUCACAAAAACCACCAGGCGAGCAUUGUCACUCGCACCCACUUUAUGCGCCCCCCGAGUGCAGCAGCCCGCCCCCAAUUUCAAAGGUACAGCGGUCCUAAACGACUCCUUCAAAGAGAUUCAAUUAAGCGAUUACAAAGGAAAAUACGUAGUUUUGGUGUUUUACCCUCUUGAUUUUACGUUUGUGUGUCCCACUGAAUUAAUAGCGUUGGAUGAGCGUUACGACGAUUUUAAAAAAUUGAAUGCUGAGGUGAUUGGGUGUUCUAUUGAUUCGCAUUUUUCUCACUUGGGGUGGAUGAAUACGAAAAGAGCUGAAGGGGGUUUGGGUAAAUUGAGGUACCCUCUGCUUUCUGACAUUCAUAAAACGAUAUCCCGUGACUAUGAGGUAUUAUUAGAAAACGAAGGAGUUGCUUUAAGGGGGCUUUUUAUUAUUGAUCCUAAAGGUAUUCUAAGACAGAUAACUGUCAAUGAUUUACCAAUUGGGCGCUCUGUUGAUGAGACUCUUAGAUUAAUUGAAGCUAUACAGUUUGUUGAAAAGCAUGGAGAAGUGUGUCCGGCUAAUUGGCAGAAGGGGAGUAAAACAAUAAAGCCUGAUCCUAAAGGAUCAAAGGAAUAUUUUUCAGCAGUGAAUAAGUAGAUUUUUGGUAAUGAAAGGUUGUAAAUUAAGAUAAUGUUUAAUAAAGUGUACAUAAGUUUA
Molecule: messenger RNA, 885 nt
Organism: Zophobas morio
Lineage: Eukaryota; Metazoa; Arthropoda; Insecta; Coleoptera; Tenebrionidae
Product: peroxiredoxin-2-like
Exons: 6
Coding region: 124-825 (233 amino acids)
Biological process (GO): cellular response to stress; hydrogen peroxide catabolic process; cell redox homeostasis
Cellular component (GO): cytosol; mitochondrion
Molecular function (GO): thioredoxin peroxidase activity
Source: RefSeq, a predicted model, not a curated record